AUGGGACCAAUCAAAACACUGAUACGGAGACUGAAUCAUGUGAAGACAUUUGGCUUAGCUGAAAUUUUUGGUGGGCAAAAGUUUUUUGGAUUAUCAACCAGCCGGAGAAUGAGUCUUUGGCUUCAAGUCUCACUACUGUUGUUAUGCUCUGUGAUUUUUGUCUCAUCACUUCCUACAUCUUUACGAAAACAAGAAUUUGGAUCUAAUGAAAACUUCGAUGGUUCAGACCAACUGUUAGAUAAUGAUGGAGUACAUCCGCGUGGACGCAACAAAUCUGGAUCCAGAAAACAUGAUCCAAUGACAACAACUGGUGAAGGACGUGGACGCCGAAGACGUAGGAAACAUAAUCGACAAUGUGAAGUGACAGGCGAUUGUCCUGAAGUUCCAGGUCAUAGGAAACCACACAGACGUGGACGAAAACGCCGUACACGAUGCAACUCUGAUACUGAUUGUCCCAGUGGUCAAACAUGCAAAGAACGUCGUCAUGGUGGACGCAAGCACCAGUCGAAUGAUAUCAAUGGUAUUCCACUCGAUUCAUCACCAUCCUCCACAGCGUCAUCAUCAUCUAUUCAUGGCGUAAAGUCCGGUGGAAGUAAAGUUUGUCGUGAAAAACGACACAGUAGUAGAGUUCUUAGAAGAUCAGGAGCUCUGUAAUAAAUUGUAUUCAGACGAUUCAUCACAUUGACAAGUAUCAUUACAAUUAUUAUUAUUAUUAUUAUUAUUAUCAAAACAUUCAUUGUUCGAAAGUUCUUCAUUCAAACUGCUUAAUAAUAUGCAUAUAAAUACAUACAUUAACUGCUGUUUAUUUCUUUCCCAUUUCUUGGUUUUAAAUCUACCUGUUCAAGUUUAAAAAGUUUUCAAAGGAAAUCAAUUGAACCAUGAAGUUCAUUUUAUUUGUUUAUCUUGAUUAAAGAAAACAAAAAGGGAGGGAAAUUCAAUGGCGCCAUUUUUGAAUAAAAUGGCGCGACAUUUUGUUAUAUACCUUUGUUUGAAAUGAUUAAAUCGAUAAUAAUAAAAAAUUUGAGAGGAUGAAAAUAAGAAUAAGAAUCAUAGUAAGCAAAUUGUCCGAAUAGGCAUCAGUUUAAUCUAAUUCAACCUCAUUUCAUCGUAUGAUGUUUUUUUUCUGCCCUAUUUCUUCUUCUUGUUACCUCCGCAUUUAAUUAUUCUUAUUUAUAGUCUUUUUAUUGUUUUUCUUAAACUGAAUAAUACAAAUGUCAUAAAUUGGGGUUUAUCCCUUCCUUUUAUUAACUUGCUUGACAGUAAUGAUAAUAACAAUAAAAAAUAUAUAUGAAUAUUCAGUAUAAC
This is a messenger RNA of Trichobilharzia szidati, 1305 nucleotides long. Lineage: Eukaryota; Metazoa; Platyhelminthes; Trematoda; Strigeidida; Schistosomatidae. The record is from the annotation of a GenBank genome assembly.